UCAAAUAUAGUUCAAAAUCUACCUUCAUUUUCUUCUCAUUUGAAUUUAAGUUGUACCUUUUAUUAGUUGAAGUAUUUAUGAAGCUAUAUCCAUUAGUUGAUCAAUUUUGUGAGGUAACUGAAGUAAUAAUAAUAUUGAGCUAAUUAUUAAGGAUACAUAAUUAAAAUUAUUAUAUUCUCAGUAUUUCCCUUUACACUUGCCACUCCCUUUCGGUUCCUACUAUUGAGGAACGUGUAGUUCUGUUAGCUACAAAUCUUCUUUGUAUCACUAUAUUAGUGCUUUGGAGAUAUCAAUACAGAUUAUCUUCCUCCACAAUCUCUCCUUUUGCAACAUUCUUCCAUGGUAUCAAAGCUAGCCACGGUCAGCUAGAUCCGAUUCAAUCCUUCCUCGUUCAUACUCUGCCCUUGUUUAUCACAAUUAUGUCGGCCUCCAUCAUUCCAGCCUCCAGACUGGCUACAUCCAAUGAUGAUCUAAUCAUCACCUUCAACCUUGCCGCACAACUUUCUCUGAAGCUCAAUCCAACCAAAUUUCACUCCUGGCGUUCACAGUUGGAAACGCUGCUGAUGGGGAUGGAUCUUAUCAGUUUCAUUGACAGCACCGACAUUGCCUUUCACCAACAAUCACGGAGAACAACACCACCGAACCCAAUCCUCUAUAUCGUCGCUGGUUUCUGACAAGACUAAUACUCCACACCCUUCGUUGCUCAAUUUCAGAAUCUUUGUAUUCUUAUAUCUCUAAUGCCACCACGUCACGCGAUGCAUGGCUGAUUCUUGAAAAAUUGUAUGUCGGUCGCUCUCAAUCUCGUCUCAUCAAUCUCAAAGGCAAACUUGCAAAAACAAUCAGGGGUGAUCAAGAUGUUCUUACAUUUAUUAAUGAUAUGAAAUUGAUUGUUGUCGAACUUGCACUGAUCGAAGCACCUGUAUCGGAUAUGCAUCUUGUGGUCCACUGUCUUCGUGGCGUUGGCGAAGAGUACAAGCACUUCACGGUUACCGUGCGUACCUGGGGGCACAAAAGUCACCAUCGAAGAAUUGAUGGAUUCUUUGAUUGAAUAUGAGAGUGAUCUGAAAGAACAUACUAGGUUGUCUUUUGUUCCAACAGCCUUUUACUAUUCCCUGUCACGCCGUGGCGGAGGCUAUUCUUCCUCCCGUAGUGGCAAUGACUGCCCACGACAUCAGCAGAAGGGACAGGGAUUUGGGCCUGAUCACUUUAGCCAUCAGCCUAGUCGAUCUUCCUCUCCGUUCUUGCCCACUCCCUCUCUUGAGUCCACCCACCAACGCCAACCUCCCACCAUUCGCCAAUAUUGCGAGCGCCUUGGUCACACUGUCCGCAUGUGCUUCAAACUUUUCCCGCAGGCCUGCCAGGCCUUCACUCAAUCCUGUCACUCUCAGGCCCACUCUACCCAGAAAACCUCUUACGGGCCUUGGUUAAUGGAUUCCGCCACAUCUCAACAUGUCACUGCCGACUUGGGUGACCUCUCUCUUUAUUCAGACUACUCCGGCCCCGACAAAAUUACAGUGGGAGAUGGAUCAGGACCUUCGCACGGGGGCGCACUUGCUGAAGGGGGCAAACAACGGCGAUGUCCAUGAAUUACCUCGUGAAGUGGAGAACAUAAGACUUUCCCUCGUUACCACUCGCACCUCUGCUACGGCGUGGCAUGCUCGACUUGGUCAUCCCUCUCAUUCAUCCCUCACUAGUCUCAUUCGAUCGUUUUCUCUUCCCGUUUUCUCUUCCCUAGCAAACCAUCCUUGUGAUACAUGUCUUUCCAAUAAAAGUCAUAAACUUCCAUUUUCCAUUUCAUCAUUAUCUAGUACUCGUCCAUUUGAUCUCAUGUACACAGAUGUUUGGGGCCCUGCUCCAGUUGUUUCCAUUGAUGGUUAUCGCUAUUAUUUGGUUAUCAUCGACCAUUUCAUUUGUUAUACAUGGUAUUAUCCUUUACGCCAUAAAUCUAAUGUUAUUCGCGUGUUUCUGGAUUUUAGAAAAAUGGUUGAAAUUUUUUUCUCCGCUACUAUUCGCCCUCUCUAUACGGAUGGUGGUGGUGGAUUUCAAAAAUUGCGAUCCGAUCUUCUAGCCAAUGGCAUCUCUCAUCUGCUCACACCUCCUCUGUAACACUCCGACCUUUGGGUUUAGGUUCGACCUUAAUACGUGUAUGGUUGGAUUAACGGUUACGUACGAAGGGGUGCAACCGUGAAUUACAUAUAAUAAUAGUAUAAUUAAAUUAUUAUUACUAAAGAAAAAAAAAAAACACUCGGGCCGAGAGGGCAGAGCGCACUCUCAUUAACCUUUCUUUCCCCACCCUAAUAAUCCCUCCAACAACUUAUUUCCCCCGCCGCCUGAUUCUUUGGUCCCCGGCAACAACGUGCGAGGAGAAGGGAAAAAAACAAAAGAACAGCGCAACAGCCCUUUCCAAUUCUCGGUCUCGCUCAACAGUAGUGGGAUCGAGCCAACCAGUAUUCCCAAGCAUCCAAAAGGUAAGGACGAUAAUCCCAAAUUAUUUCCAAGUUUGUCUGAACAAUCAAACUAACCCGAAUCCAUCAAUCGUUAAUCAUAGCUUAACGGCAAGGAAUCAGGGUUUAAUUGGUAGCCAAUCUGGGAAAUCGACGUCCAAGGCCAUCGAAUCUGAACCUAGGCACGUUCUAGAGGUAAGAAAACUCGAUCCCUUUGAGUUAGGUCGAUUGAUUUGGUUAUUUUUCGUGAGGGUACAAUUUUGGGUUUUUAGCAACAGGCGUUACAGGCUUUUAGUGACAGAUUUUGUUUGGUCACUAAAUCUGCUGGGAAUUUCUCGAAACGUAUUUUUAGAUGUUUUAAAUUGUUUCGAGCCUCUCUGAAGGCUGUUUUCUGAAUUUAACAAUUUUAUAAAUUGAGCAACGUCUAGGAGAUGAUUUUAAUUUAAUUUGGAGAUUUUUGAAGAUGUAUUUCUAUUUUUAGAAAUUGUUCGAGUAUUUUGUUUAAUUAAAUAAAAAUCUUUCCGAGGGGUUUUUAAGGGUUUGAUAAUCUUCCAGGGUAUAGGGGCUCAUGAUUGACAUGGGAAAAUUAUUGUCCAAAAUUAUAAGAAGGUUCAAGUUAGGUGAUAAAAAUAAUUAAGAAAAAUGGUCGUUUUUUAAGGGAUUAAUUCUAGAAAGUUUUAAUGGGGAUUAAAGGAUCCUUGGAAUGAGGUUCAAGGACUGGAGUUUGAGGAGAGGAUGUCCUAGUGAUUCAAAUUAAUAGGUUUCCCCAAGAUAAUCCGGCUAAGGAGGGGUUUCUUCGAAGAAGGAAUUAAGGAGUCAUCUUUUCGAGGUGAGUGUAAAGGGGGUAAAAUCUCUGUCGUGGGUCUUUUAGUUUCCGUUUUUCGUUCAAGUUGUUAUUUAGUUAAUUUUUCCAGUAUGCGCGAUAUGUGUGUGAGGCAUCCCACCGCCUGUAAGGGUGGUGGCUCGCGUUGUGCUAUGUAUGAAUGUAUGUGAUGUUGUAUGGAUUGAUGGUAUAAGGAACCCCCGGGCGGUCGGGUCACUACUGGACGGCGAGACGUAACGCAGUAGUUGACGGGCAUGGACUGGACGGCAAGACGUAACGCAGUGCCAUUGCCGAGUUUGGGUAUGCAACAGGACGCCGAGACGUAACGCGGUUGGCAUACUAGGGUAGGACACCGGACGGCGAGACGUAACGCGGUGGUCCUAGUGUUUUGUGUUUGAGUUAAGGAUAGAAGGCGAGCACUCUUAGGAGUUAAUGUUGAAAUGAGUUUAUAAGAAUGGUUAUUUAAGAGCAGAAAGCGAGAACGACUUUCAUGCGAGGAAGCAAACUCUAAUAAUGUGUUUAGGAGGAAGUUUGCCUAGGGCAAAGACCUUAGGAAGUAACGACGAGACUGACCCCUUCUCACUCACCAGGUGCAUAGAGGGGAAGAGGACGCAUCCAUCAAGAGGAGAUUACCCGAGGAGAGCAGUCGCGGCUAACCUGAAGAUGUCAACUGGAUCUGGGUAACGAGAUGGGACCUCCCAUUAUAUUUGUUAGUUUCAUGUCUUAAUGAUUAUGCUGGGGAAACUCAAGGGUUGUUUUUAUGUUUUGUUGUUCUGGGUUGAGGUCGCCCAAGUGUUUAGAGCAUUGCACUUGAAAAUCUUAAACAUUGUGGUUGUUGUUUUUGGUUGACUUGUAAACCUGGUUUGGGUUGCUCCUGAGUAACCGGUUUGUGGUUUGAGUUGUGGUUUGGUUUUCAAAAAGAGCGGGUUGUGUCAUCCUCCUACACCGGAACAUAAUGGCAUUGCCGAAAGAAAACAUCGCCACCUCGUCGAAACCGACAUUACUCUCCUUCAUCACGCCAAGCUCCCUACCAUUUUUUGCUCAUUUUCCUUCUCCACUGCUUCAUACCUCAUCAACUGCAUGCCUUCAUCCGCUCUGCGUGGUAAAAUCCCAUACACCACUCUCUUUAAUUUACUCCCCAAUUAUCUCAAACUGCGUGUGUUCGGUUGUCUCUCUUACCCUUGGAUACGUCCGUACACCUCCGAUAAACUCGAACCUCGCUCUCCCCUGUCACUUUCUUGGUUAUUUCCCCCAGCGUAGUGCAUAUAGUUGUUUGUACUCUACCACUCAUCGUAUUUAUUUAUCUCGACAUGUUGUAUUUCUUGAGACUCAAUUUCCAGGUUUCCUCACCACUGAUCCUACCGACCCCUCCCCCCCCCCCCCCCCCCCCCCCUUCACUGGAUCAUGAAUCCGUGAUUUCCCCCCCCCCCCCUCCCUUCACGACUCCUACUGCUUCACCACCAGCUGCUCCCCCCUCUACGGUCGCGUCUCCUAGGUUGGAUCCCUCCUCAACUUGGUCUACAUCAUCCGCUCGACCCACUGUCCCAUCGGCUCCGCCAGACCCUUUCACCCCGCCAUCUGGGCCUGCCCCUCCAUCUAGCCCGCCGCAUCUUCCUCAGCGCUCCACUCAAUGCGCAGCAGGGCCCAGGCCGGAAUUUUUCAGCCCAAGAUAAGAGAGUCUCCCAUGCGGCUCUCUCACCUCGGCCGCCCCCAUUGCAACCAAAAAACGUGGCUGAGGCACUGUGCUACAAAGAGUGGGCCGAUGCACUCUCUGCCGAGAAUCAGGCAUUAUUGGCCAAUUCCACCUAGGAUCUUGUCCCGCGUCUACCCCGUUAUAAUGUUGUGAGAAACCGCUGGUUAUUUCAGAUCAAGCAUCAUCUUGUCGGGUCUAUUGAGCAUUUCAAAACUCGUUUGGUUGCCAAGGGCUUUCAUCAACGACCUGGUCUUGAUUUCACUGAUACAUUUAGUCAUGUGUUCACCUGUAACUGUUCGCACGGUGUUCACCCUGACUCUCUCUCACGGGUGGUCCAUACUUUAGUUUAAAGAUAAUAAUGCUUUUCUCCAGGG
This is a messenger RNA of Linum trigynum, 5334 nucleotides long. NCBI's taxonomy places the organism in Eukaryota, Viridiplantae, Streptophyta, Magnoliopsida, Malpighiales, Linaceae. The record is from the annotation of a GenBank genome assembly.